AGUAAGUAGCACAUUAUAACUUCAAAUUCAUGGUGGCUAGUUUACUUCCAUUUGCAUUCAGGCUACAGAGACAUUAGGAGAUUUGAAAUCAACCGGAGUUGAAUAACUAGUAGGCUAAAUGACAACUGUAAACUAGUAGCCACAGUGUGAUACAGGAGAAAUGGCCUCACGAUAUCCCUUAGAGGAGGAUCUCUCCUGUCCUGUUUGCUGUGAAGUCUUCAAGGACCCUGUUGUCAUGACGUGUUCUCACAGCGUGUGUAAGGAAUGCCUGCAGAAGUGCUGGCAGAGCAAAGGACUGAGGGAAUGUCCUGUCUGCAGAAGAAAGUCUUCAACAGAGAAUCCGCCAAUAAAUCUUGCGCUGAGGAAUCUCUGUGUGACCAUAUCAGGGGGGAGAUGCUCUUCUUCUGGGCCUGAGGUGCUCUGCAGUCUGCACAGUGAGAAACUCAAGCUCUUCUGUCUGGAGGACAAACAGCCUGUGUGUUUGGUGUGUCGAGACUCAAAGAAACACAGAAAUCACACCUUCAGUCCCAUAGAUGAAGCUGCAACAGAAUUCAGGGAGGAAGUUAUAACCAACCUGGACCCUCUCAGAAAGAAACUGAAGACCUUUCAAGAACUUAAACUAAUCUGUGAUCAAACAGCAGCACACAUUAAGACUCAGGCUCAACACACAGAAAAGCAGAUCAAGGAGGAGUUUAGGAAGCUUCACCAGUUUCUAUGUGAUGAAGAGGCAACCAGGAUAGCUGCACUGAAGGAGGAAGAGAAGCAGAAGAGUCAGAUGAUGAAGAAGACGAUUGAGAAGAUGAACAGAGAGAUCUUGAACCUUUCACACAUAUUCAGAGCCAUAGAAGAGGAGAUUGGAGGUGAUGACAUCACAUUCUUGCAGAACUACAAGAGUGCAGUGAAAAGAGCCCAAUGUACACUGCAGGAUCCAGAGAGGGUUUCAGGAGCUCUGAUCAAUGUGGCAAAGCACCUGGGCAACCUGAAGUUCAGAGCCUGGGAGAAGAUGCAGGAGAUUGUUCAAUACACUCCUGUGACUCUGGAUCCCAACACUGCACACCCAGAACUCCUCCUGUCUGAGGAUCUGACCAGUGUGAGAUGUGGUGAUGAGAGACAGCAGCUUCCUGAUAACCCAGAGAGAUUUGAUAAGUAUCUCAGUGUCCUGGGCUCUGAGGGCUUUAACUCAGGGACUCACUGCUGGGAUGUGGAGGUUGGGGACAGUACAUGGUGGCAUGUGGGUGUGAUGGCAGAGUCCCUCCAGAGGAAGGGAGACUUUAGCUCCAUGAGUGGACGGUGGCGUAUGGGGUAUACUGGUGGUAAAUAUGCAGCAUGUGCUCCACCUCAUUACCUCACUCUCCUCACAGUGCAGCAGAAACUCCAGAGGAUCAGAGUGCAGCUGGACUGGGACAGAGGAGAGCUGUCAUUCUCUGACCCUGAUAAUAACACACACCUACACACCCUCACACACACUUUCAGUGAGAGAGUGUUUCCAUACUUGAAUUUCACUGUGAAACGGUUUCCUCUGCAGAUCCUCCCAGGCUCAAUAACAGUAGAGCCACACAGUUAGAUCAUGCCUCUUUACAAUCACUGGAAAUAAUAGUUGAUGAAAUGAGAGAGACUUAGUAAUAUGAUUGUCUUAUCACCUGGAGAGAAGAAAUACUCUUUUCUGAUGGCUGGUGGGGUGGCUUUUA
This is a messenger RNA of Alosa alosa (allis shad), 1688 nucleotides long. Its product is annotated as zinc-binding protein A33-like. Bases 161 to 1564 code for a protein of 467 amino acids. Gene Ontology annotation, molecular function: zinc ion binding; protein binding. The transcript is spliced from 6 exons. The record is from RefSeq and is a predicted model, not a curated record. NCBI's taxonomy places the organism in Eukaryota, Metazoa, Chordata, Actinopteri, Clupeiformes, Clupeidae.